Pelagomonas calceolata is the source of this 1261-nucleotide messenger RNA. Lineage: Eukaryota; Pelagophyceae; Pelagomonadales; Pelagomonadaceae. The record is from the annotation of a GenBank genome assembly.
AAAAAGUGUGUGUGCAAAUCGAGUCGCGGUUGCCUACCGCGUUUCACCAUUGCAGUCACCCUAAUUACUUAAGAAUUGCUGCCAGCGAUAAAUCGUGCGAGCCCUCGAGCUGCCGCGCUGCGUUGGCUGCGCCAAGUGACCGCAGUGCGAGCUUUGACGCCGCGCGCGCAGUGCGCGAAGGCCUGCACGCCGCCGCGGCGCCACAAAAAAACGAUGGGCCUCGCCGCCGCGACGCUCGACGCCUUCCUCGCGACCUGCUUCACCUGGGCCGUGACGGCCGCCGGCGCCGCUUUAGUUUUUGUGCUCCCACCGGACGAGGCGACGCAGCGGCAAUUACUAAGACCGAUGCUGGGGUUUGCGGGCGGUGUGAUGACCUCCGCCAGCUUCUUCUCGCUGCUCGCGCCGGCCUUGGAGCUCGCCGAGGACCAGCUGGGCCGGAGGUGGUCCUUCGUCCCUGUUGCCGUUGGUUUCUUCUUGGGCGGCGCGUUCCUCUAUUUAUGUGAUGUCUACAUGGAAACGCAACAGAUCCACGACCCGCUCGCGCUCAUGCAGGACGCCGUGCUCGGGCGGAAGGCGAAGGCGAAGGCGGACUCGCCGUUGCGGCGGUCGCCGCGGAGCAGCAGCAACCCCUACGCGACGCCGUCGAACGCGCGACUUAGGAGACCGGACGCGCUGCCGCGCGUGCCGUCUUCCUUAGAAGGUGGGCGCGGGCCGCCACAGCCGGACGACGACUCCACCGCAAAAAAGGCCGCGGCGGCGCGGCGGGCCGUCGCGCUAUUAGUGUUUGCGAUCACGCUGCACAACUUCCCCGAGGGCCUGGCUGUGGGAGUUGGGUUUGGCGGCGCCGCCGCGGGCCUCGCGGGCCAAUCUAGAGCGAAGGCCAUGAACCUCGCUCUGGGCAUCGGGCUGCAGAAUUUCCCCGAGGGCCUCGCCGUGUCGAUGCCGCUCAAACGGGCGGGACUGUCGUCGUACAAAGCGUUCUUGUUUGGGCAGCUGUCUGGUGUCGUCGAGCCGGUCGGUGGUAUAAUGGGUGCGGCGCUCGUAACGCUUGUGACACCGAUCCUGCCUUACGCCUUAGCCUUCGCCGCCGGCGCGAUGAUCUACGUCGUCGUCGACCAGCUGAUCCCCGAGUCGCUCGCGGGCCCGUCUCAGAACAAGCAGCAGACGCUCGCGUUCAUGGGCGGAUUCGGGCUGAUGAUGGUGAUGGACGUGGCUCUCGGUUAGACGGCGCCUCUUCUUCUAAGGUAUACUAUGUGUCUUA